Oryza brachyantha (malo sina) is the source of this 822-nucleotide messenger RNA. RefSeq names its product protein FAR1-RELATED SEQUENCE 5-like. The record is from RefSeq and is a predicted model, not a curated record. Lineage: Eukaryota; Viridiplantae; Streptophyta; Magnoliopsida; Poales; Poaceae. Gene Ontology annotation, biological process: regulation of DNA-templated transcription. Bases 49 to 822 code for a protein of 257 amino acids. The transcript has a single exon.
CUGUUACCUCAAGUUGGCGUGGAGUUCAGUACUAUAGAAGAGGCCUGGAUGUUAUGGGUUACCUUUGGAGGUCAAAACGGCUUUGAGGUUAGAAAAAAGUAUGCAAACAAAAGAAAAUCUGAUGGAAAAGUUAGAUCUUGCAGAUAUGUUUGUGCAAAUGAAGGUCAUAGAGUGCAAGAUAAAAGAGAUCAUCUCACAAAGUGUCCAAGAGCUAAAACUAGAACCGAUUGUCAAGUCCGCAUAGGUCUCAUACUAGAUCGGGAGAAGGGAAUUUAUAAAGUAACUGAUUUGAUUUUGGAACACAAUCACACCCUUCAAUUGCCACAGACCGCACACUUGAUGGUGUCUCAAAGGAAAAUUUCUGAGUUACAAGGUUUUGAAAUUGAAACGGCUGAUGAUGCAGGAAUUGGGCCUAAAGCUGCGCAUGAGUUGGCUUCCAUCCAAGUUGGUGGCUCAGUUAAUCUUAGUUACACUCUUCAAGACCACAAGAACUAUUUAAGGGGCAAGCGUCAAAGAGAGAUGGCAUAUGGUCAAGCAGGAAACAUGCUUAUGUAUUUUCAAGAAAAAAUUGCUGAGAACCCAUCAUUCCAAUAUGCUUUGCAAAUGGACAGGGAAGAACAAAUAGCAAACAUUUUUUGGGCGGAUGCUAAAAUGUUCACUGACUAUGCAUAUUUUGGUGAUGUUGUCAGUUUUGAUACUACUUUUGGAACAAACAAGGAGAGUUGGCCUUUUGGUGUAUUUGUUGGGUUCAAUCACUUUAGGGAAAACAUGGUUUUUGGUGCUAUUCUCAUGUAUGAUGAGACAUUUGAGUCCUUUAAGUGA